Penicillium soppii is the source of this 1056-nucleotide messenger RNA. RefSeq lists its product as uncharacterized. Gene Ontology annotation, biological process: pectin catabolic process. The transcript has 2 exons. Gene Ontology annotation, molecular function: glucosidase activity. The record is from RefSeq and is a predicted model, not a curated record. Bases 1 to 1056 code for a protein of 351 amino acids. NCBI's taxonomy places the organism in Eukaryota, Fungi, Ascomycota, Eurotiomycetes, Eurotiales, Aspergillaceae.
AUGCUUCCCUACUUCCUCCUAGCUGCUGCGCAGCUCUUCACUGCAUCCACAGCUUUGACCUACAAGGGCGCGGAUAUCUCCUCUCUCCUCGUUGAAGAAGAUGCAGGUAUCUCGUACAAGAAUACGGCGGGCACAACGGCGAAGCUAGAGUCUAUUCUCGCCGCUAGUGGUGUGAAUUCCGUCCGUCAGCGUAUCUGGGUUAACCCCAGCGGCGGCACCUAUGAUCUGGACUACAACAUCGAGCUAGCGAAGCGCGUCCAGGCUAAGGGCAUGACUACAUAUCUUGAUUUGCAUCUGAGUGAUACAUGGGCGGAUCCAAGUGCCCAGACCACCCCCUCCGGCUGGUCAACAACCGACAUCGACACGCUGACCUGGCAGGUGUAUAACUACACCCUGGAAGUCUGCAACGAGUUCGCCGCGAAUGGCCUCACAGUCGAAAUGAUCUCCAUUGGCAACGAAAUCCGCAACGGCCUCCUCUGGCCCCUCGGCACCACAAGCAGCUACAGCAACAUCGCGAGCAUCUUGCACUCCGGCGCAUGGGGCGUGAAAGACUCGAACCUCGCCACAAUCCCCAAGAUCUUAAUCCACCUCGACAACGGCUGGAGCUGGUCUGAGCAGUCUUACUUCUACGGCAAAGUGCUUGCGUCAGGCUCGGCCCUGCUGUCCACAGACUUCGACUACAUUGGCGUGUCGUACUACCCGUUCUACAGCGCGAGCGCGACGCUGGCGUCGCUGAAAACCAGUCUGACGAAUCUGUACUCGACGUACGGGAAGAAGACGAUUGUUGUUGAGACGAAUUGGCCGUAUGCAUGCCCCAGCCCGGCGUAUGCGUUCCCCUCGGAUUUGGCGGAUAUUCCGUUCUCCGUGGCUGGGCAGCAGACUUUCUUGAGUCGGUUGUCAACUGCUGUCAGUGGGGCUGGGGGAAUUGGAAUUUAUUAUUGGGAGCCGGCUUGGGUGCAGAAUGCUGGGCUUGGGAGUAGUUGUUCGGAUAAUUUGCUGUUUGCUUAUUCGAAUGAUCAGGCUAGAGCUAGUUUGACUUCGUUGGGGAGUGUUUGA